UUCCGUGGAGACACCAGGGGGCGACAUCCACAAAAGUUAAUCUUUUUCCUCGGCGGCUUUUCCGGUUCCAUCCUUUUCCGGUGUCGACGGUGGACCACAACGUGUUCCGUCGAAAUGGCACUUUAUAAUUUCAAGAAAAUCACGGUGGUUCCCACCGCCAAGGAUUUCAUCGACAUCACCUUGUCCAAGACACAAAGAAAGACUCCCACGGUGGUCCACAAACACUAUCAGAUCCACCGCAUCCGACACUUUUACAUGCGGAAGGUGAAGUUCACGCAGCAGAACUACCACGACCGGCUCACGCAGAUCCUCACAGACUUUCCCAAACUGGACGACAUCCACCCGUUCUACGCCGAUCUGAUGAACGUCUUGUAUGACAAAGACCAUUACAAGCUUGCUCUGGGCCAGAUCAACAUCGCAAAGAACUUAAUUGACAAUGUUGCCAAAGAUUAUGUGCGUCUGAUGAAGUAUGGAGAUUCUCUGUAUCGCUGCAAGCAGCUGAAGCGGGCGGCUCUUGGGCGGAUGUGCACCAUCCUGAAGAGGCAGAAGUCCAGCCUGGAAUACCUGGAGCAAGUCCGCCAGCAUCUGUCGCGUUUGCCGACUAUCGACCCCAACACCCGGACCCUCCUGCUCUGUGGGUACCCCAACGUGGGCAAGUCCAGUUUCAUCAACAAGGUGACCAGAGCUGAUGUGGACGUGCAGCCGUACGCCUUCACCACCAAAUCUCUGUUUGUGGGUCACAUGGACUACCGUUACCUGCGCUGGCAGGUGGUGGACACUCCGGGGAUCCUGGACCACCCCCUGGAAGAGAGGAACACCAUUGAAAUGCAGGCCAUCACAGCGCUGGCUCACCUGCGAGCGGCCAUCCUGUACGUCAUGGACACAUCAGAGCAGUGCGGUCACACGCUGCAGCAGCAGCUGGAGCUCUUCAGCAGCAUCCGGCCACUCUUUGCAAACAAGCCACUCAUUGUGGUGGCCAACAAGUGCGAUGUGAAGAAGAUCUCAGAGCUGCCUGAGGAGAGCCAGAAAAUGUUUGCCGACCUCUCUUCUGAGGGAAUUCCUGUCAUAGAGACCAGCACCCUCACCGAGGAGGGGGUCAUGCAAGUCAAGAAUGAGGCCUGUGACCGUCUCCUGGCUCACCGGGUUGACAACAAGAUGAAGGGGAAGAAAGUCCACGAUGUUCUUAACCGCCUCCACCUGGCCAUGCCCACUAAGAGAGACCAGAAGGAGCGACCUCCGUUCAUCCCAGAAGGAGCUCUGCAGCGCAGAAAGGCGAUGGAGGUGGACGCGCCCAAACGCAAGCUGGAGAGGGACCUGGAGCUGGAGCUGGGAGACGACUAUGUCCUGGACCUGCAGAAAUACUGGGACCUGAUGAACUCUGAUGAGAAGAACGACAAGAUCCCAGAGGUCUGGGAGGGACACAACAUCGCCGACUACAUUGACCCAGACAUUAUGAAGAAACUGAAGCUUCUGGAAGAGGAGGAGGAGCUGAAGGAGCGCGCUGGAGAGUACGAUUCUGACGAGGAGAGCGAGGAUGAAGAGAUGCAGGAGAUCCGAGUUCUGGCCAAACAGAUCCGAGACAAGAAACAGUUGAUGGUUCUGCACUCCAAAGAGAAGGAUGUGCAUGGACCCCGCAUGCCCAGGACUGCCACCAAGGUUGAGAGAAAGAAGCUGGAGAAGGAGAUGAGUGAACUCGGUCUGGACAUGACUGACAAAGAUGAGAGUCACUACGCCACUCAGGCCCGCAGGUCUCGCAGUGUCACCAGGAAACGCAAGCGAGAAGCUUCGGCACCUCCCACUUCCAAGACACGCAGCCAGAGCGCAUCCCGUCCACCUCGCGACCAGUCCGGGCUCCGUGAUGGGAAGAUGGUGAAGAAGGCAAAGAAGAUGAUGAAGAACUCCCAGAAGGGCAUGAACCGCCAGGGCAAGAAGGGCGAGUCGGACCGCCACGUCUUCGAUCUCAAACCCAAACAUCUGCUGGCUGGCAAGAGGAAGUCAGGCUCCACCGAUCGCAGAUAAGAUCAUUGGUGUGCAGAUCACACCUGGUCUUGGUAAAUUCAGAAACUCUGUUUGGGUGGUGCUUCACCCUCGAGCUGCAGCUGCUGUAACGCUGCGGUCGUGCGUGAGGGUAUGAGUUCCGCUGACUGCUGUCGCCACGUUUCUCUGAAGAGGACGGCGGCGUUUUUCCCGGAGUCUAAUAAACACAUAUCUCA
Molecule: messenger RNA, 2213 nt
Organism: Synchiropus splendidus (mandarinfish)
Lineage: Eukaryota; Metazoa; Chordata; Actinopteri; Syngnathiformes; Callionymidae
Gene: gtpbp4
Product: GTP binding protein 4
Exons: 17
Coding region: 115-2019 (634 amino acids)
Biological process (GO): ribosomal large subunit biogenesis
Cellular component (GO): nucleolus
Molecular function (GO): GTP binding; GTPase activity; RNA binding
Source: RefSeq, a predicted model, not a curated record